UCGCGCUUCCUCCCCUCCAUCCGCUCGCUCCACAAUUGUUCGUCCAUCAUGGCCUCUGCUCGCUCUUUGAUGCGAUUGGGCUCUGGCCGGUCGCUGACGGCCGCUGUUCGGUCGCCCCGGGUCUGCCGACCCUUCUCCUCGACGGCUCUGCAGUACACCAGCGAGCCUCCGAGUUACCGCACGGUUGAGCGUCCCGCCCCCGAAACUCUCCGUCGACCCGUCGUCAACCCGGCGGACAAGCACCAGGACAAGGCCGAAAGCCUGCACAGCUACGGCCAGUACGUCAUGUCGUGUAUGCCCAAGUACGUGCAGCAGUUCUCGGUGUGGAAGGACGAGUUGUCCAUCCACGUGCCUCCGUCGGGGAUCAUCCCGGUGAUGAGCUUCCUGAAGAACCACACGGCGGGCGAGUUCACGCAGAUCUCCGAUAUCACGGCGGUCGACUACCCGACCAAGGACCAGCGAUUCGAGGUCGUCUACAACAUGCUCAGCGUGCGACACAACUCGCGUAUCCGCGUCAAGACCUACGCCGACGAGGCCAACCCGGUUCCCAGCGUGACGGGCCUGUUCGAGGGUGCCCUCUGGUACGAGCGUGAAGUUUACGACAUGUUCGGCGUUUUCUUCUCCGGCCACCCCGAUCUGCGUCGCAUCAUGACCGACUACGGCUUCGACGGCCACCCGCUGCGCAAGGAUUUCCCUCUGACCGGAUACACGGAGCUGCGAUACGAUGAGGAGAAGAAGCGGAUUGUCAUUGAGCCGCUGGAGCUGACCCAGGCGUUCCGGAACUUCGAGGGUGGCAGCACUUCCUGGGAGCCUGUUGGUCCUGGUAAUGACAAGACUCCUGAGUCGUUCAAACUCCCUACCCCCAAGCCGGAGGAAAAGCCCGAGGAAAAGAAAUAGAGCUCUCAAUGUAUUCGUAAUUCAGUUGCUUUUUCUGUAUGUAUAUAUCGCGCCUACUGGAUCGUCACUUAACGGGAUAAGAUGUAGAUCUAAGUGUAGGAGAAACAGCUUCUAUAAUGCUAGGAAGUGUUCAAUUUUCCGUUCAUCUCUCUUGCUCUGUCAUUUUCUGUCUCCUUUUUUUAUUCAAAUUUCUAUUCAUU
Molecule: messenger RNA, 1097 nt
Organism: Aspergillus campestris IBT 28561
Lineage: Eukaryota; Fungi; Ascomycota; Eurotiomycetes; Eurotiales; Aspergillaceae
Product: complex I 30 kDa subunit family protein
Exons: 3
Coding region: 49-897 (282 amino acids)
Molecular function (GO): NADH dehydrogenase (ubiquinone) activity
Source: RefSeq, a predicted model, not a curated record